UCAGCCAGCCGCCGGAGCCCGGUGCACCCGGUGGGCCGGCGGGCCCCAGACGCCCGGCAGGGGGGACGCGGGGCGCUGCGCAGGGGCGGGCGGGUCCCCCCGCUGACCCCGAAUUGCGGAGCCCAGGCGGGGACGUGUCCGGCUUCCCAAGGAGCGGCGCGCAGGCGCCCCGCAAUUGCCAGCCCCGGUGAGAUGCUCUCGGACGUGGGAAGGGGAUCGCCCUGCCUUUCCCUGCCUCCUGUUUUCUUUCCGGUCCCUCUGCGCCACUUUUCCUCCAGACCCCUGGCUGGGAUUCGUUACUGUUUUUUUUACCUUGUCGCUAAUUUUUUUUUAAUGUUGCCCACCCCAGGGGAACACGUUUGUAACCCGCCCUCUGUAGCUCCCGCUCCUCCAAAUAGCGUUAUUUGAACGGAGAUCCGCCUGUUGAUUAUCCCCCACUCCCCUUCUCUGAGCUUCCACCCACCCUUUGCCCCCACCCCACUUCCGUUUGAUUCCAAACCUUCGGAUGGUGUUUUGGUGUCAUUAGGAGAUUAACAUCCCUGGAGCACCAGGGGAGGAGGAGUAGGAGGAGGAGGGUGGAGGGGAGAGCGAGGCAGCAGGCAGGAAGGUUGGCACAUUUACACGAGUGAGGCUCUCCUCCCGCCGUCCCAGCCACCCUCGGCUCCUCGGUGGCAGCGGAGGGGGCGUUUGCCGGCGCGGCGGGUUGCGGACGGCGGCUGGCGGGUGCGCCCGGGACCCGCGCCCGCGGAGCUGAGGGCUCCUGAGCGCAGCCUCCCCCUCUUUUAUGAGCAGCGAGGCGGCGGAGCGGCAGCGGGGGACACCAGGAGGAGCAUUUCUUCCCCCGGGUUUAUGAAUGGCACUGACAUGGAGGAAAUACCGUUUCAGAAAGUCAAGACCAAGAGGAAGAAGUGCUGCCACUGCUGCUGCUCCCCGCCAGCUGCUGCAGCGUCGGGAGCAGGAGCCGGGCUGGGGGACCCCCCUCCCUUGCUGCUGCUGGAUGCCAUCGCCUGCGAGGACGAGUUUGACUGCAAGGAGCUGGAGGCUCUCUUCCAGAGCUACAACCUGAAGCUGGAGCAGACGUCCACCCUCAAGGCGCUGGCCGUCCUCAUUGUGCUCACCGCCAGCCUGGCCCUGGUGGAGCUGCUCUCCGGCCCCAACUUGACCAUCUCCAAAGGUUCGCACCCAGUGCACUGCAUCAUCUUCCUCUCCCUCUUCAUCGUCACGAAUGUCAAGUACCUGCAGGUCACCCAGCUGCAGCAGAUCGUCAAGCUCACCUUGCUCUUCAGCUUCACCUUCGCCUUCCUCUGCUGCCCCUUCUCGCUCGGCGCCUACGGCAUGGAGCCUCCCAGCGCCCCCGAGCAGGGCAUGUGGCAGCUCAUGCUGGUAACCUUCGUGUCCUACUCACUGCUGCCCGUCCGGACUCUGCUGGCCAUCGUCUUCGGGCUGGUGGUGUCCGUCUCCCACCUCAUCGUUACCGCCACCUCCGUCAGUGCCAAGAGGCAGCGGCUCUGGAGGACGCUCGUGGCCAAUGCAAUCCUUUUUGUCAGUGUAAAUUUGUAUGGGGUCUUUGUGAGGAUUUUGACAGAAAGGGCUCAGAGGAAGGCAUUCCUUCAGGCCAGGAACUGCAUUGAGGACAGGCUGAGGUUGGAGGAUGAAAAUGAAAAACAGGAACGUCUCUUGAUGAGUCUGUUGCCCAGAAAUGUUGCAAUGGAAAUGAAGGAAGAUUUCCUGAAGCCUCCUGAAAGGAUUUUCCACAAGAUUUACAUUCAAAGGCAUGACAAUGUGAGCAUUUUGUUUGCAGACAUUGUGGGGUUUACUAGUUUGGCAUCACAGUGUACUGCCCAAGAACUGGUGAAGCUGCUGAAUGAGCUUUUUGGAAAAUUUGAUGAGUUAGCUACAGAAAAUCAUUGCAGAAGAAUAAAAAUCCUAGGGGACUGUUACUACUGUGUAUCAGGAUUGACCCAGCCCAAAACAGAUCAUGCCCAUUGCUGUGUUGAAAUGGGACUGGAUAUGAUUGACACCAUCACAUCUGUUGCAGAAGCCACAGAGGUUGAUCUCAACAUGAGAGUUGGAUUGCAUACAGGAAGGGUGCUUUGUGGGGUCCUGGGUCUCCGAAAAUGGCAAUAUGAUGUCUGGUCAAAUGAUGUGACUUUAGCUAAUGUAAUGGAAGCUGGAGGACUGCCUGGGAAAGUUCACAUUACAAAGACCACCUUAGAGUGCCUAAAUGGGGACUAUGAGGUAGAACCAGGAUAUGGUCACGAAAGGAAUAGUUUCUUGAAGAAGCAUAAUAUUGAAACGUAUUUUAUUGUGCCAUCUCAUCGUAGGAAGAUAUUUCCUGGACUGAUUCUCUCAGACAUUAAGCCUGCAAAAAGAAUGAAGUUCAAGACAGUCUGCUAUCUGCUUGUUCAGCUCAUGCACUGUCGUAAGAUGUUCAAAGCAGAGAUCCCUUUCUCCAAUGUCAUGACGUGCGAGGAUGAUGAUAAGAGGAGAGCAUUAAGAACAGCCUCUGAAAAACUCAGGAAUCGUUCCUCUUUUUCUACCAAUGUUGUAUACAACACUCCAGGAACUCGAGUAAACAGAUACAUCAGCCGCUUGAUAGAGGCCCGGCAAACUGAGUCUGAGAUGGCUGACUUGAACUUCAUUACCCUGAAGUAUAAGCAAAUUGAGCGUGAAAAUAAAUACCACCAGCUUCAAGACGAGUACUUCACCAGUGCUGUAGUUCUCUCAUUAAUUCUAGCUGCCUUAUUUGGCCUUGUCUACCUUCUAAUAAUACCACAGAGUACCGUAGUUCUUGUUCUCCUGGUGUUCUGCAUAUGCUUCCUAGUGGCUUGUAUUAUGUAUCUACAUGUCACACGAGUACAAUGUUUUCCAGGGUGCCUGACAAUACAAAUUCGUACCAUUUUGUGUAUUUUUAUUGUGAUCUUAAUAUACUCCGUGGCUCAAGGAUGUGUGGUUGGCUGCAUGCCUUGGGUUUGGAAUACCAAUUCCAGCAGCUCAAUAGUUAUAAUAUCUCCUGGUGGAACAAAUAAAACAAUGAAUGAACUUCCAUGUGACACAGCCCACUAUGCUUUCCUUUCCUGUGUAGUGGGGACUCUCACCUUGGCAAUAUUUCUACGAGUAUCUUCCUUGCCAAAAAUGAUUCUCCUGCUUUUUGUUACAAUUUUGUACAUAGUUAUUCUGGAACUCAGUGGUUACAGAAAAGCAUUGGGGGGUGGCUCCUUUUACAUGCGUGGCUAUGAACCAAUACUAGCUAUUUUGCUUUUCUCUUGUGCUUUGGCACUGCAUUCAAGACAGGUGGAUUUGAAACUGCGUCUGGACUACCUCUGGGCUGUGCAGGCAGAAGAAGAGAGAGACGAUAUGGAGAGAGUCAAGCUGGAUAAUAAAAGAAUUCUCUUCAACCUGUUGCCAGCACAUGUUGCACAGCACUUUCUUAUGUCUAAUCCAAGAAAUAUGGACCUUUAUUACCAGUCAUAUUCACAAGUAGGAGUGAUGUUUGCUUCCAUCCCAAACUUCAAUGAUUUCUACAUUGAAUUGGACGGCAAUAAUAUGGGAGUGGAAUGUUUACGCCUGUUAAAUGAAAUUAUUGCUGAUUUUGAUGAGCUUAUGGACAAAGAAUAUUAUAAGGACAUAGAAAAGAUCAAGACAAUUGGAAGUACAUAUAUGGCAGCUGUGGGACUUGUACCUACUUCGGGAACUAAGGCUAAAAAAUCAAUUUAUUCCCAUCUGAGUACACUGGCAGAUUUUGCAAUAGAGAUGUUUGAUGUUCUUGAUGAAAUCAACUAUCAGUCCUACAAUGAUUUUGUCCUGCGAGUUGGUAUUAAUGUUGGGCCAGUAGUAGCAGGAGUCAUUGGAGCCAGAAGACCACAGUAUGAUAUCUGGGGAAACACUGUAAAUGUUGCCAGCCGGAUGGAUAGUACUGGAGUGCAGGGAAAAAUUCAGGUGACAGAAGAAGUUCAACGGAUAUUAAAAAGGUGCAGUUAUGAAUUCGUGUGCAGGGGUAAAGUUAGUGUAAAGGGAAAAGGCGAAAUGUUGACCUAUUUCCUGGAAGGAAAGGCUGAUGGAAAUAAUUCCCAAACACGGUCUUUAAACUUAGAGCGAAAAAUGUACCCUUACGGGAGGGCAAACAUUCAAACAAAACUGGGCACCAGCUGUCCGUCAGUGUCCUCAGUUGCUAGCUUUACUGCAAAACCUGGGCUUGGAGCAGGUCAAGCUUCUGCCAGUCACACAAAUCAAACACUGCAUUAUCUUCCUUCUGUGCCAGCUGUGAAGGAGGCAUAGAACAAAGGAGAUUUGGUUGUCAUCUGCAGUGAACUUGGAGAGUAAUGGUUGACUGAAUUUUUACCAAGAAGUCAGAGGUCAUAGGCCAUGGCAUUAACCAAGGACCACUACAACCCAACCAAAGAGAACUUGGGGACUGUGUAACAAACUCUUGGGAUGGAACAUAUAAGGGCUAGCAAUUCUGUUAGGAAAAGUCAAAAUGGGAUUUUCUGGAAAUGAGGAAUAUUUUCAUGGCAUUUUUAAAAGGUAGUUGAAAAAAAUUAGAUAAAUGUGCAAGCAAUUAUUUAUGUAUGUGUGUGUGUAUAUAUAUGUUUUAAUCUAUAUAUGCACAUAUACAAACAGUUCUGUGUAGACUUAAUAGAGGUUUAUAGAGAUAAACAAAAAAUGUGUAUUUAUUUACACAUCUACCUGCAAUGACAUAGUAAAGAGAUUUCUUUCUGUCAUAGCCAGCAUUGUUGGGCCUGGGAUUAGGAAAGCUUCAUUUCACCAUGGAAUAUGGGGCACCUGGAGACUCUCCAGGGCUACAGCAAGAGUUAGAGAAACUGUGCUCCCAGUGCAUGAGUUAAAGCAAUGAGAACAGUGUUUAUUGUGCUGUCAAUGGCAGAUUAAUGAAGGCUGGAUUCAGCUAAUUACUAAACCCUAUGUAAUUUUUAAAGUUCUCCUUGCAUGCUUCAAAAAUUUCCAAAAAAUUCCAAUCAAACCAUAACACUAGGAUAUGAAGUAGGUAAACCACAGAGCUUAAAGUUUAGGCAGAAGAACAAUA
Molecule: messenger RNA, 5041 nt
Organism: Neopelma chrysocephalum (saffron-crested tyrant-manakin)
Lineage: Eukaryota; Metazoa; Chordata; Aves; Passeriformes; Pipridae
Gene: ADCY1
Product: adenylate cyclase 1
Exons: 20
Coding region: 850-4278 (1142 amino acids)
Biological process (GO): cAMP biosynthetic process; intracellular signal transduction; adenylate cyclase-activating G protein-coupled receptor signaling pathway
Cellular component (GO): plasma membrane
Molecular function (GO): adenylate cyclase activity
Source: RefSeq, a predicted model, not a curated record